This is a messenger RNA of Vidua macroura (Pin-tailed whydah), 3751 nucleotides long. It is a transcript of the gene DHX40, whose product is annotated as DEAH-box helicase 40. Gene Ontology annotation, cellular component: intracellular anatomical structure. Bases 83 to 2284 code for a protein of 733 amino acids. The record is from RefSeq and is a predicted model, not a curated record. NCBI's taxonomy places the organism in Eukaryota, Metazoa, Chordata, Aves, Passeriformes, Viduidae. The transcript is spliced from 17 exons. Gene Ontology annotation, molecular function: RNA binding; ATP hydrolysis activity.
GUGCGCGCGCGUUCCCGCCAGGCGCGCACGUGGGCGCGGCCGCAGGUGAGGCAGGUGAGGCAGGUGAGCCCCGGGAGCCGCCAUGGACGGCCCCGCCCUGCCCAUCCGCCGCUCCCGCCGGGAGCUGGUGGAGGCCGUGCGGGAGCGGCCCUUCCUCAUCGUCACCGGCGAGACGGGCAGCGGCAAAAGCACGCAGCUGCCCAGGUACCUCUACGAGGCAGGCCUGGCCGAGCGCGGCGCCAUCGGCGUGACCCAGCCGCGGCGCGUGGCCACCGUGUCGGUGGCCCAGAGGGUGGCCGAGGAGAUGGGCUGUGCCCUGGGGGCUCUCGUGGGCUACCAGGUCCGCUUCGACGACUGCACCUCCGAGGACACUGCCAUCAGGUACAUGACUGAUGGGUGCCUUCUGAGGCAAAUCCUGGCAGACCCCCUCCUCAGCAAGUACAGUGUCAUCAUUUUGGAUGAAGCCCACGAGAGGAGCCUCAGCACUGAUAUUUUAUUUGGUCUGCUGAAGAAGCUGUUCCUGCAGGAGAAGCCAGCAGGCAGGAGGACAGACAUGAAGGUGGUGGUGAUGUCAGCCACCCUGGAGGUGGAGAAGCUCUCGGAGUUCUUUGGGCACUGCUCAGUGCUGCACAUUCCAGGGAGAAGUUACCCUGUCAAGGAGAUAUUCUGCAACCUGCUGAGCCCCAGGGAUGUGGGCAGCUCUGCCUAUGUCACAGAGGCUGUGAAGGUCACCCUGGAUGUUCACUUAAAUGAACCAGAGGGUGACAUCCUGGUUUUCCUCACAGGCCAGAAUGAGAUAGAAAGAGCCUGUGAUUUGCUUUUCAAGAGAGCAGAGUCCAUCGAUUACCGGUACGAGGUGCACGACCGGGCUGUGGAGGGGCUCCUCAUCCUGCCUCUCUAUGGCUCCAUGUCCACAGAUCAGCAGAAAAGGAUAUUUUUGCCAGCUCCCAGAGGCAUCAGAAAAUGUGUGGUCUCCACAAACAUUGCUGCAACAUCUCUGACCAUUGAAGGAGUCAGAUACGUGGUGGACAGUGGCUUUGUGAAGCAGUUGAAUCAUAAUCCCCGAGUUGGUUUGGACAUCCUGGAGGUGGUUCCCAUCUCAAAGAGUGAAGCCAAGCAGCGCGCCGGGCGCGCCGGCCGGACGUCGGCGGGGAAAAGCUUUGGAUUGUACGGCAGGGAGUUCUGGGAGCAGUGCAUGCCUGAGCACACCGUGCCAGAGAUCAGGAGGACCAGCCUGACAUCUGUGAUCCUCACCUUGAAAUGCCUUUCCGUGCACGAUGUCAUCAGGUUUCCCUAUUUGGACCCUCCUGAGGAAAGACAUAUUUUGGAAGCUCUGAAGGAACUUUACCAGUGCAAUGCUAUUGACAGGAGAGGCCAUGUGACAAGACUGGGAGAAUUCCUGGUGCAGUUUCCCCUCCCUCCCAACCUGUCCUGUGCUGUGAUAAAAGCUGCUUCCCUGGACUGUGAGGAUCUCCUGCUUCCCAUUGCAGCCAUGCUGUCCGUGGAAAACGUCUUCAUCCGUCCAGGUGAUCCUCAGAAGCAAAAGGAGGCUGAGCUUCAACACCAGGAACUUGCCUCACAAGUGGGAGGAUGCAAUGACUUUGCAACCCUCUUAAAUAUUUUUGAGCAGUGCAAAGCAAGCAAGUCUCCUUCAGCCUGGUGCCAGAAAUACUGGAUCCAUUGGAGAGCUGUGAAAUCUGCUUUUAGUGUGGAAAGGCAGCUGCGGGAAAUAACCACUAAACUGAAACAGCUGCCAGACUUCCCUAAAGAGACAUUUGAAGGCUCCAGAACUGAAAUACUGAGAAGAUGCUUGUGUGCAGGAUACUUCAUCAACAUUGCUAGGAGAUCUGCAGCCAGAACAUUCUGCACCAUGGAUGGCCAUGGCAGCAUAGUCUACAUCCACCCUUCCUCCACACUCUACAACCAGGAGACCCUGCUGGAGUGGAUCAUCUUCCACGACGUGGCCGUCACCUCCAAGAUCUACGUGCGCACCGUGUGCCCCGUGCGCUACGAGUGGGUCAGGGACCUGCUGCCCAGGCUGCACCAGGUGGAUGCCUAUGAGCUGAGCAGUGUGGCCAGGGAGGAGGUGACUGAGGAGGAAAUAACCAGGUGGAAGCAGAGGGAGGAGCUGAAAAGGCAGUUUGAAGGAGUCCAAGAGAACUCUGCAAGGAAGAUGGAGAGGAGGAAUGAUGAGCAGUCCAUCCAGGACGCCCGAGCUCGCUACCUGGAGAGGAAGCAGCAAAGGGCUCAGGGCUUGAGUGGCCCCGAGAAGGAAAUGGGGUAACCCUGCUGGCAGCUCUGCUCCCCCUGCCAGGGGAGGCAGCUUCUGCAGCUCUGGGGGUGUUUGCAAAACACCAGAGGACUCACAGGAGCGCAGGGAAACUCGUGGUCAGUCCCAAUACCAAAGAGGACCAACACAAUUAAUUCCCUCUGCUGCAUCCAGCAGGGAAAACUUCCCAAGCUGACUUGUGUUGCUGCAGGUCAGUGGCAACAAUUUCGUGGCCUCAGCCCUGAUAACCAAGUGUGGUGCCAAUUCUCUGGCAUUUAUUUGACUUAAAGAGCUCUCAGUAAAUGAAAUUUAAAGAAAUGAUAUUCAUGUAAAUGAAUUUUUUCCUCAAGGUCGCUCAGGGUUUAUUUUUGUAAGGAGUGGAACUGUAAGUUUUUUUACCCAUUUCAUUCUGUCUGAUGGUGGUCAUGCAGAAUUCAUGCUCAGGAAGGGCUUUUUUAGUGGUGGAAGCAGCAGGAUUAAAUCCAAAGGGACACUUCCCACCUGCAUUCCGUGUUGUGCUGUACCAGGUACACACAAGGAAAUAAAAAGUGUUUUUCCUUGAGCAUCUGAAAGAGCAAGGAGCUGUGGUGCUUUGUCAUCAUAAAGUUUGUUUCCUUCUCAAUAAAGAAAUCCUGUUUUAUCACCAUAAUAAUCCUAAAACGCUCCAGGGCUCAAGUGAGGAGUUUGUGUAAGAAUUUCCAAAUAAUUGGAAGAACUUGCUGUGAUUUUUCCUGCCUCAGCUGUGUGCUCUGUGUCACCCUGGGCACUGGUUCAAGUGGUGUGUUGUGUUUUAUUACUGCAGCCCGAAUAAAACAUUCACCUUUCCACCUCUGCCUCACCUCAAGCAUUCCAGCACUGCCCAGGAUCCCAAAGCCUCCAAAUCCAUAAGAUUUUUUUUUGGAAUAUUACAAUAUUAUUGCUCAUAAAGAAAGUGCUGGGUCUGGUAAUUGUUCCUCUUCCUGUGAUUGAUGGGAAAGGGUUUUUUGUUCUUUCAGGCUCUGCUUUGGAGCAGCAGCACUUGGGCUUGACUCAUCCUCUGCUCUGAAUUUUUUGCUGUUUAAUUUGAUUUAUAUUUGCAGUGUCACAGCCCCUCAUGAGUCAAAUGCCAUCUGCACCACCCAGUGGGCCUGAAAUGAGUACACAGAAUGCCCACUGUUCCUUGGGGCUAUAAAUCACUUGGCAGAUCCUAAUGCUGAUUUUUUUACAGAUUUUUUUUCACUUUAUUCAUAGGAAGAAAUGAGGGAUUUUCCCCCCAGUGUGUUCCAGGGCUUCUCAGAGCUUUGGAGGUAGGGAAUUUAAGACAAAGUAAAAAUUAUCUGGGGAAGUAACAGUGAGCAGCAAAAUAAGAUUUCGGCCAAGUGCAAAGUGUGACAGCACACACAGCUCUGGAUGCUGCAGUCAUCCCAGGGAAAAAGUUAAGUUUUUACCUGUUUUACGUGCUGGGGUUCAAGUGUGGGUUAAUAAAACACAGAGGGAAACGUG